Messenger RNA from Kalmanozyma brasiliensis GHG001, 1674 nucleotides. RefSeq lists its product as uncharacterized. Bases 1 to 1674 code for a protein of 557 amino acids. The record is from RefSeq and is a predicted model, not a curated record. NCBI's taxonomy places the organism in Eukaryota, Fungi, Basidiomycota, Ustilaginomycetes, Ustilaginales. The transcript has a single exon.
AUGCCCGGAUCGGAUCUGGCCAUGAUUCAGAAUAACGACUCGCCGAUUCCGAUGCAACCUACAUUCGGCGACCACGACGAUUGGUGGAGUCACUUGCUUGGCAUCUUUGGAAGGUCACGACCCACGUCCACUCGAAUCGUCCAACAUCUUCUCACCCGGUUCGUGCAGUCCAACGCGGUGUUCUUUGGCUUACUUCAUGCACCGACGCUGCUGGCCGUCGUCUCGGGCAAACAGGGUCAUGCGCGAGCGGAUCCAGCGCUAUAUUUGGCUGUCCUAGCCGUCUCGGCAUGUGACAUGCACCAGACUCGCAUCGCAGAUGAACGCACCUCCGACAUGACCUCGGCCAACGAAGCAUCGCGGCAGCUCGCCGCAAAGCUAUCCGAAAUGGCUGCCACAUAUCUCCAGACUGCCACAGCUCACGGAUCUGCCCUCACUCCUUCCAUGGGCCAGGCUGCCAGUAUUCUCGCUCUGACCCAGCCAGACGGCAGCACAGAGCAGAACAGCCUCAUCCGCUUGGCGGAAAAUGUAGUUCGAACACUCAGCUUGCACGAGGCUGUCUCGUCACGAGAGCCACUGCUGCAAGACAGUGAGCCGGAUUCGCCCCUCUACUGGUCUCGACCCGUCACAUCCGACUCCCCCGAGUCCGAGGUCAAGUACGAGUCCAUCGUUCGACUGUGCUGGACGGGGAUCAGCCAUCGCUUUCGCAAGUACAUCGCCAAGCCAGACGAGGAUUUUGGCGACGUCGACCUGCCGGAUUUCAUUCAAGAGAUCCGGCCCAUGGCUUUCUGGCAGCCGAGUGUGCUUCCAGAAGAUCUGCCACCACCGUUCUUCCACUCGCAAGACCUGAUGCGGAGAUCUGCUCACCUGUCUCGGCUCACAGUCUCGCUUGCCAAGCUGGAAAAGAUCAAGGAAGUCGAUGAAGCAGGCACGCCACCGUCCGACACGCUCGAGCAGGUCAGAGGCCUCUUGCGGUCUCUCGACGAUCUCGAGACGUCAUUCGUGCGACAUCGACCACGAUCGGAUGCAGAGAGGCACAAUGUCCUCGGGCGAACGCUGCAGAUGUUUUGCCGAAUGCACGUCUGGGUGCGACUCACCAUCUGGCGCAAGUACAAGCUGUGGAACAGCGCCAGCGACGCACGAUCGGAUGACGGAGCGCAACGGCUCUUUCAAACAACGCAUCACCCAACCGUCGAGUUUUGGCUCACCAUCGUGCAGGAUAUGAUCGAUACCAUGCAGCAGGAUCUGGAUGCGCACGUCGUUGAUAUGACUGCGCUGCGAACGAGUGCUGCUGACGUCGACGCGCUCGCUCGACACGUCAUCUGCGCUUGCGAUCUGGUCGUCGCGAGCGGCGAGGCGCAACCUAUUGCGGGGCAAGUCGAUGUUGCGUUGAUUAUCCUGAAGCGGAUGUUGGCGCAUGCUUCGCUGAACGAGGCCAAGGAUGGGCUUCAUUUGACGGACGACGUGGUGCAGCGGGUCAAGCUUGGUGAGACACGACGCGCAGAGCUGACGGUUGGCACUGCAGCGGCCGCCGAGCAGCCAGAGGUGACCGAAGCAGACGUCGGCAUUGUUCGAGAUGACCCAAUGCCACCCGCUGACCAGCUGUCAGCCGAACCGGCAGCGACAACCGAGCCAGUCGUCGAGCCAAUCAGCACCGAGGAGCUGCCAUCACAGUAA